UUCCGUCUUGUCUUAAAAAGCCGCAAGCCCAGCAGCGAGGCGGGCAUGGUCGCGGCCAAUACUCCGCUCCACACCCCGCCAUCGGGGCCUGCCACUGCCCACCACCCUUCCACCACUCUCUCUCGCCAUUGCUCUUCCAACCCCUUUGCUCGCUUCCGACCCAAGCCCUUGCCGGAUCCUGCUGCUGCUCUGUUGCUGUCCCACCGGCCCAAGAUGGACUUGCCCCGGCGAGUGGCUGCCCCUUGCUUCGGGAGCCGCCGCAGCAAAGGCCUCAAGGUCGACCCUGAUUUCGGCGGCCAGGAAAUUUUCUAUGCCGAUGCCAAGGCCGCGCCGGAGCACCUUGUCAUCAUGGUCAAUGGUCUAAUUGGGAGUGCUGCAGAUUGGAGAUACGCUGCAGGGCAGUUUGUGAAGAAGCUUCCUGAUAAGGUUAUCGUACACCGCAGUGAGUGUAACAGUUCAAGAUUGACAUUUGAUGGUGUUGACACGAUGGGUGAAAGGCUUGCCAAAGAGGUGUUAGCUGUGGUGAGAUGUAGGCCAGAGGUGCAGAAGAUCUCUUUUGUGGCCCACUCUUUAGGUGGGCUUGUUGCAAGGUAUGCCAUUGGAAGGCUUUUUCAUCAUAUUCCUAGAUUGGAAUCCUCAGGCGCUCCUGAAAAUUCCUCGGCUGAAGAGCAGAAGCAACAUCUUGAGCAAUUUCAUCAUGCUAGAAUUGCUGGACUGGAACCUGUGAACUUCAUAACAUUUGCAACCCCACAUUUAGGUUCACGUGGAAAUAAACAGUUCCCAGUUCUUGGUGGUCUUCCUUUCUUAGAGAGAGGAGCUUCUCAAACAGCACACUUAGUUGCUGGGAGAUCUGGAAAGCAUCUUUUCCUUACUGACGACGAUGAUGAUGGAAAACCUCCCCUUCUCCUAAGAAUGGUUACUGACGCCGAAGACCUGAAAUUCAUCUCAGCAUUACGCUCGUUUAAGCGUCGGGUGGCUUAUGCAAACGUGAAUUAUGAUCAUAUGGUUGGGUGGAGAACAUCAUCUAUUCGCCGUCAACAUGAGCUCCCAAAGUCAAGUGUGCUUAUGACAAAUGACAAAUACCCACAUAUUGUCUUUGUGGAGCAAUCAAGCCCUGAUGACAUCUUCAAUAAAGCAUCGCUAAUUAUAGAUCAGAAAGUUGACUUGGAAGAGGAAAUGAUUAGAGGUCUUAACCAAGUUCCAUGGAUACGAGUGGAUGUUAGCUUUCAGAAAAGCAGACAGAGAUAUAUUGCUCAUAACACCAUUCAGGUAAAGAGCUAUUGGUUGAAUUCUGAUGGUGCAGAUGUGGUUUUCCACAUGAUUGAUAACUUUGUUUUAUAGAAGAAUCUCAAACUUGGGAUGAGUGAUUUGUAGUAUAAGGAUGAGCUUAUCUGCAUAGUCAUGUAAAUUUUUACCAGCAAUAUAUAAUCAUGUAUUCUUUAACAGUGUAGGACCUACAAGACAUCUUUUUAUACCUCAUCUCAUGAUUGUUGCAAAUAUUUUCUACCUCUCAUUUUCCCUUGUAUUUUCUUUUGUAUAAACACAUUCUGAGUUUCCCCCCUGCCAAAGACUUUUCGUUCUAAUUUUUUUCACCUGUAAUAUUCAGUUCGAUAUAUAUGGAGGGAAUUGGGAUUAUCUUA
Molecule: messenger RNA, 1640 nt
Organism: Momordica charantia (bitter melon)
Lineage: Eukaryota; Viridiplantae; Streptophyta; Magnoliopsida; Cucurbitales; Cucurbitaceae
Biological process (GO): lipid metabolic process
Source: RefSeq, a predicted model, not a curated record